Megalops cyprinoides (Indo-Pacific tarpon) is the source of this 4544-nucleotide messenger RNA. RefSeq names its product exportin-1. Gene Ontology annotation, cellular component: nucleus; cytoplasm. Gene Ontology annotation, molecular function: small GTPase binding; nuclear export signal receptor activity. Bases 415 to 3630 code for a protein of 1071 amino acids. Gene Ontology annotation, biological process: ribosomal large subunit export from nucleus; ribosomal small subunit export from nucleus; protein export from nucleus. Lineage: Eukaryota; Metazoa; Chordata; Actinopteri; Elopiformes; Megalopidae. The transcript has 26 exons. The record is from RefSeq and is a predicted model, not a curated record.
GUUAUGGGUUUGUUGCUUGAGAGGAGAAGAAGCGCAAGGCAUACAGUCUCUCACACCGCCCCGCUGCAUAAAAUAUUUCAGUAAAGAAACCAAAUUGUAAAUCCAAGGAUUAUUUUAUUUUUCUAAAAUGAAUCGGAUUAUCAAAUUAAAUAGCGUGCCGUGAUUAUUAUUGGGGAACCCAUUCAGUGGUCCUUAUCAGCCAGCUAUCAGUAGUCAUUCUGAGAGAAUAUUGUAGCUACCUAGCUAAUGUUACAGACCAUUCUUAGCGAAGUUAGUUAGCAUUAGCUUCCAUCAACGGUACUGAAUCCAGUCUUGAUAGCCAGCAAUAUCAAACUGGCGAAAGCCUGAUUUCUUUGAGUCAAGGGCCUGGAUAUUUUUGGCAGGAGGGGGAACAGUGAUUUAACGUAGAUCUCUAUGCCAGCAAUUAUGACAAUGUUAGCAGACCAUGCAGCUCGGCAGCUGCUGGACUUCAGCCAGAAACUGGAUAUUAACCUGCUGGACAAUGUGGUGAAUUGUUUGUACCACGGUGAAGGACCACAGCAAAGAAUGGCACAGGAAGUUCUGACCCAUUUGAAAGAGCAUCCAGAUGCCUGGACGAGAGUGGACACCAUACUGGAGUUUUCACAGAACAUGAACACCAAAUACUAUGCACUGCAGAUACUGGAAACGGUUAUAAAAACAAGAUGGAAGAUUCUUCCCAGAAAUCAGUGUGAAGGAAUAAAAAAGUAUGUUGUCGGUCUUAUAAUCAAGACUUCGUCAGAUGCAUCAAAUGUAGAGAAGGAGAAGGUGUACAUUGGAAAGCUCAACAUGAUCCUGGUCCAGAUCCUGAAGCAGGAGUGGCCCAAGCACUGGCCGACCUUCAUCAGUGACAUCGUGGGCGCGAGCCGCACCAGCGAGAGCCUGUGUCAGAACAACAUGGUCAUCCUGAAGCUGCUGAGCGAGGAGGUCUUCGACUUCUCCAGCGGACAGAUGACCCAGGUCAAGGCCAAGCACCUGAAAGACAGCAUGUGCAAUGAAUUCUCACAGAUAUUCCAGCUCUGUCAGUUCGUCAUGGAAAACUCCCAGAAUGCCCCCCUGGUUCAUGCCACGCUGGAGACGCUGUUGCGGUUUCUGAACUGGAUUCCUCUGGGAUACAUAUUCGAAACCAAACUCAUUAGCACGCUUGUGUACAAGUUUCUAAACGUCCCGAUGUUCCGCAACGUGACCCUGAAGUGCCUGACGGAGAUCGCGGGCGUGAGCGUGAGCCAGUACGAGGAGCAGUUUGUCACUCUCUUCACCCUGACCAUGAUGCAGCUGAAACAGAUGCUUCCCUUGAACACCAACAUCCGCCUGGCGUACUCCAACGGCAAAGACGACGAGCAGAACUUCAUCCAGAACCUGAGCCUGUUCCUGUGCACCUUCCUGAAGGAGCACGGGCAGCUGAUCGAGAAGAGGCUGAACCUGAGGGAGACGCUGAUGGAGGCCCUGCAUUACAUGCUGCUGGUGUCGGAGGUGGAGGAGACGGAGAUCUUUAAGAUCUGCCUGGAGUACUGGAACCACCUGGCAGCUGAGCUGUACAGGGAGAGCCCCUUCUCCACCUCCACCUCCCCUCUGCUCUCCGGCAGCCAGCACUUCGACGUCCCCCCCCGACGACAGCUCUACCUGCCCGUGCUGUCCAAGGUCCGUCUGCUGAUGGUUAGCCGAAUGGCGAAACCAGAGGAAGUGCUUGUGGUGGAGAACGACCAGGGAGAAGUGGUCAGAGAGUUCAUGAAAGACACGGACUCAAUCAACCUGUACAAGAACAUGCGAGAGACGCUGGUGUACCUCACGCACUUGGACUACGCCGACACGGAGCGCAUCAUGACGGAGAAGCUGCAUAACCAGGUGAACGGCACCGAGUGGUCCUGGAAGAACCUGAACACACUGUGCUGGGCCAUCGGCUCCAUCAGCGGGGCCAUGCACGAGGAGGACGAGAAGAGGUUCCUCGUCACCGUCAUCAAGGACUUGCUGGGACUGUGUGAGCAGAAGAGGGGGAAGGAUAACAAAGCAAUCAUCGCCUCCAACAUCAUGUACAUCGUGGGCCAGUACCCUCGCUUCCUGCGGGCCCACUGGAAGUUCCUCAAAACCGUGGUCAACAAGCUGUUUGAGUUCAUGCACGAGACCCACGACGGUGUGCAGGACAUGGCGUGUGACACCUUCAUCAAGAUCGCGCAGAAGUGCAGGAGACACUUCGUCCAGGUGCAGGUGGGCGAGGUCAUGCCCUUCAUCGACGAAAUCCUCAACAACAUCAACACCAUCAUCUGCGACCUACAGCCCCAGCAGGUCCACACGUUCUACGAGGCUGUGGGCUACAUGAUCGGGGCGCAGACGGACCAGGCUGUCCAGGAGCACCUGAUUGAGAAAUACAUGCUGCUGCCCAACCAGGUGUGGGACAGCAUCAUCCAGCAGGCCACCAAGAACGUGGACAUCCUGAAAGACCCAGAGACUGUGAAGCAGUUGGGCAGCAUCCUGAAGACCAACGUGAGGGCCUGCAAGGCCGUGGGCCACCCCUUCGUCAUCCAGCUCGGACGCAUCUACCUGGACAUGCUCAACGUCUACAAGUGCCUCAGUGAGAACAUCUCCGCAGCCAUCCAGACCAACGGAGAGAUGGUCACCAAGCAGCCUUUGAUUAGAAGCAUGCGCACAGUUAAAAGGGAAACGCUGAAACUGAUUUCAGGCUGGGUCAGUCGCUCAAAUGAUCCACAAAUGGUGGGGGAGAACUUCGUGCCGCCGCUGCUGGACGCCGUGCUCAUCGAUUACCAGAGAAACGUCCCCGCUGCCCGGGAGCCCGAGGUCCUCAGCACCAUGGCAACCAUCGUCAACAAGCUGGGCGGCCACAUCACCGGGGAGAUCCCCCAGAUAUUCGACGCCGUCUUUGAAUGUACCCUGAACAUGAUCAACAAAGACUUUGAGGAGUACCCAGAGCAUCGAACACACUUCUUCUACCUGCUGCAAGCGGUCAACUCGCACUGUUUCCCAGCCUUCCUGGCCAUUCCCCCAGCCCAAUUCAAACUGGUGCUGGACUCCAUCAUCUGGGCCUUCAAGCAUACCAUGAGAAACGUGGCAGACACCGGUCUUCAGAUCCUCUACACCCUCCUCCAAAACGUGGCCCAGGAAGAGGCUGCCGCUCAGAGCUUCUAUCAGACGUACUUCUGCGACAUCUUGCAACAUAUCUUCUCCGUCGUCACGGACACAUCUCACACCGCAGGUUUGACGAUGCACGCUUCCAUCCUGGCCUACAUGUUCAACCUGGUGGAGGAAGGCAAAAUCAACGCCGCGCUCAACCCAACAAACCCCGUCAACAACCAGGUGUUCAUUCAGGAGUACGUGGCCAACCUGCUCAAGACCGCCUUCCCGCACUUGCAAGAUGCCCAGGUGAAAGUGUUUGUAACAGGAUUGUUCAGCUUAAAUCAAGAUAUUCCUGCCUUCAAAGAGCACCUGCGGGACUUCCUGGUGCAGAUUAAGGAGUUUGCUGGCGAGGACACCACCGACCUGUUCCUGGAGGAGAGGGAGGCGUCCCUGCGCCAGGCCCAGGAGGAGAAACACAAGCUGCAGAUGUCCGUUCCAGGGAUCCUCAACCCACACGAGAUUCCAGAGGACAUGUGUGACUGAACUCACACGCCGUGUACAGCUCAAACUAAGAGAAAUAAAAUUUCAAAAACAGCCAGGUGUGGUGGUAGCCCUUCUGCGGCCGGCCGGUAAGCCUGCCCGCAGGAGAGCCCGCUGCCUGGGCGUCUGUCGACCAAAACAAUGCCAAUAUGUAAAUGAUAAUGUCACCCAGUGGCCCUUUUUACAUGGUAUGCGUUUUAUAUGGAUCCUUUUGUGUAAUAUCUUUCCAUUGUUAAUUCAAGCUUACGUUUGGUCAUCUUUAUUUACAGCUGCAUGAGGUUGUCAGAAUUAAGUCAUUUAAACUUUUUUUCCCCCUCCUCUCCCCCUCUUACCCAUUUAUUUGUUUAUAUAUGAGAUAUAUAAAGGCAAGAGAGCGGUUUUUGUGUGAAAGGUGAAGCGUGUGAAAGGUCAUCUGCAGAAAGGCUUGUGGAACUGUGGUGUUGCAGACAGGAAGUGGGUCCCUGGAGUCGCGGGGACGUGGGUGGCGGGGGCGUGGCCGGGCGGAGGCGGGGUUUGACAGGGUGUGGCACCCCCGGCCCCGCCCCCCGUCACACAGCAUGAGAAUGUGCACUUAGUGGAUUACCAAUGAAGGUGUGAAAGAUGCUGCUUGAGUGCCGGUGGUGCCGCCGUUCUGCUGGUCUCACGGUCGUGCUGGACGUUGUGUCGCUUGGUGGGAACAGCCGCAUAUCAUCCCAAAACGUAGAGCAUCGUCACCACGGGAACACACAGUCGGGUUUCUCUUUCCGUGAGCGUGCGUGUGCUGUCGCUUGGCCGACAUCAGGUUUUUGUUUUCCUCAAUGAGGAUUGUUGCUCAUUUGUGAGCCUUCAUUUAAAUCGAAGUCUAAAAAAAAGUGGUUAAAAUAUUUAUGGGUUAAUGUAGGCUGCAUCUUUAUAACAACUCAUGUUAAUUUGAAUGG